GUGUCACCCGGCUUGCCCGGGUCACGUGACUCUCCGUCUCACUCGCUCUGCUCGCCGUGGUCGAGAAGGACUGAGAUUCGAUGGCGGGCCGGGGCAAGCUGAUCGCUGUGAUCGGGGACCAGGACACCUGCACGGGCUUCCUGCUGGGCGGCGUGGGAGAGCUCAACAAGAACCGCAAGCCAAACUUCCUGGUGGUGGAGAAGGAGACGAGCGUCACGGAGAUCGAGGAGACGUUCAAGAGCUUCCUCAUUCGGGACGACAUCGCCAUCAUCCUCAUCAACCAGUUCAUCGCCGAGAUGAUCCGCCACGUGGUGGACGCUCACAACCGCUCCAUCCCAGCCGUGCUGGAGAUCCCCUCCAAGGAGCACCCCUACGACGCCACCAAGGACUCGGUGCUGCGCCGUGCACGCGGGAUGUACAGCGCGGACGACGCGCGGUAGUGAGCUCGCCCGCUCCACCGCACGCUCUGCUCGACCACCCGCUCGCCCGUUUUAACCGCUCGCCCACUUGCUCGUCUGCUCACGCACUCGCUCAUCUGCCUGCACACCCACUCGCCCACUUGCUCGUCCGCUCGCUCAUCCACUUGCACACCCACUCGCUCGCUCGCUCGCUCAACCCCUCGCUAAUCCAUUCGUCCGCUAACCAGUGCCACGGCGUCAACCCACACCCAGUAUCUGUCGCUAUAUUGCUGAAGUGUCACCCACUUACUGAGUCAUCAUCAUCUUCAGCCACGGUCAAUCCACUGCUGGAUGAAGGCUUCCCCCAAACUCGUCGCCAUCUCGCGCGACCCUGCGAUGUGUUAAUCCACCCAGCUGCACCCUCUCGGGCACGCUUCAGCGUCCCUCGGCUGCCGCCCGUGGCGACCGUCGGUCGUCGUCCCUCGUAGCCGCGACCCUGCCCAUGCCCACUCCUCUUAACAGUCACGGUGAUGUGUUUAGCCAGCGUGUUAUCUCUUGUCUUCUCAGUGUAACUACUUAACUUGUUAAUUUUUGUUUAAUGGCUUCGAAGUUGUGAUUUUUUUUUUGCUGUCCCAAAUCUAAAGUAAUCUGUGAGUAACGAUUGCACGUGCAAGUCAUUUGGAUCGGUGCGAUUCGGAGUUGCGGUUUGAUCGGAGAACUCGUUUAUUUCACAUCAUGGUCAAUGUAGCAACCUCAACGUCUCGCUGCCGUGGCUGCCACGGCUUCACCUCUGCCGCAGUAUAAACAAAACCGCCUGUGGUUUGCUUUCAGCUGUCUUGUGUGGGAGCUGUGCUGUGUGACUGCCGUGUUCGGAUGUCUGCACCCGGUUGCCGUGAGCCGCUCCACUCGAGUUAGAACUGGAGCUGCCGACUCGGCACCGCGUCGCCAUUUGUUAUAAUUUCUUAAACUCGACUUGGGCAGGAGUUAGGGGCCGCAGCCAGAAUAUUCCGGCCCGGUGUCACUCCGCCCUGACAACAACUCGGCAGUGAUCCUAUGUCGACAAACGUUGCGACUCAAAGUGGGUGGCUUGUCGGUUGGCCACAAACGUUAGCCUUUACACUUUUAAUUUCACGAUCACACGUUUAAGCGUAAACAUCCUGCGUUUUAAUACAUUAUAAAACAAUUAACACUCAGUAUUUAAUGUUGUCAGCAACGCGGUCCUGACCUUUGCUCUCAAGUAGCUAAAGGUCAAAGUGCAGCCCUGCGAUUGCUCAAGCUGGCAGGAGGCCUCCACUCGGGCAGCACUCGUGAUGCCUUCCACCCGCAAGGGCUUCUGGGAAAGCCCCGCCCAACGCGCGCGGUCACCCGAGUCACUUGGCAAGUCAGGGGAACGCCACUUUCACCCCGACUCUGUCCUCCGAUUGGACCGACUCGGCCCGGCCGCCCCGAGUCAACAACGUUCACUCGGUCUCAUUGGAGCCUGGAGCUCCCCCUGCCGGCAACGGCGAGGCUGGUGCCGGUGUCCGUGGGAAGCUCCCUCUCGUCCCCCGCUGCGCCCAAGGCGGUUCGUUCCACUGCUCGUACAGAACUGCGCAGCUGCAACGCGGAGUGAUCAGUUGCAGGGGCUGCACUUUGGCCUGCGUGCAGAUUAACGACACAGGUGGGGGGUCCGGCUACACGGGGAGCGAGGACCGACAGUGCACCCGUGCCCGCCGGUGCGCUCCGGCGUACAGCUACCCCCCGUGCGUUCCCCGAUUGCACCGCGUGCUGCGCGGUACGAUGUCCCGACGUUUCCAUCCACGUGCUGAUAGCUUCUUAAGAAACUGAACGUGAAUUUACGAACCCUUUUGCUGUGAUUAUGAUCGUCUUAACUCAAAACCCUGAAAUGCUGCCGUCUUGUGUAUAAAGUGUGUGUGUGAUACGUGCGUUACCCACCAUCAAAAACCAUUAAACGUCGGUGACGGAGUGCG
Petromyzon marinus (sea lamprey) is the source of this 2368-nucleotide messenger RNA. It is a transcript of the gene ATP6V1F, whose product is annotated as ATPase H+ transporting V1 subunit F. Gene Ontology annotation, molecular function: proton-transporting ATPase activity, rotational mechanism. The record is from RefSeq and is a predicted model, not a curated record. Gene Ontology annotation, biological process: proton transmembrane transport. NCBI's taxonomy places the organism in Eukaryota, Metazoa, Chordata, Hyperoartia, Petromyzontiformes, Petromyzontidae. Gene Ontology annotation, cellular component: proton-transporting V-type ATPase, V1 domain; membrane.